AUGGCAAGGAGAAAGGGAAAUCCCCAAGUCCUGAUUGUGAAAUACAUAAGCACAUGCCUCUUCAGAUUUGCCAAUUCUCGCAAGGCAGUUGGGCAUGUUCUCUCUUCAAAGAGCACAAGGUAUUUCAGCUUCGGAGAUGAGUUCAUGGGCAGAUCAUGCGGUGUCCUCCCCACCCGUAUUCGAAAAGGUCACUGUGCAGUGUAUGUUGGUAGUAAACGAUCUAGGUUUAUAAUCCCCACCGAGUGUUUGAAUCAUUCUCUGUUCAAGGAAUUCCUAGAUAAGGCGGAGGAAGAGUAUGGCUUUCAUGAUCAGAUGGGACUCAGUAUUCCUUGUGAGGAAGUUGCUUUUCAGCAUCUGACGUCCAUGCUAGAGAAAAAUGACCUGAGAUUUAGGAACAUGGAGCUGAAUAAGCUAAUUGAUUUCUACUCCUCGAGGGAGUGA
This is a messenger RNA of Cryptomeria japonica (Japanese cedar), 441 nucleotides long. RefSeq lists its product as uncharacterized. The record is from RefSeq and is a predicted model, not a curated record. The transcript has a single exon. Bases 1 to 441 code for a protein of 146 amino acids. Gene Ontology annotation, biological process: response to auxin. Lineage: Eukaryota; Viridiplantae; Streptophyta; Pinopsida; Cupressales; Cupressaceae.